AUGGAAGGCAGAGCUUCGUCAUUUGCACAAAGAAGAGCUCGAAAUACGGAAGUGAGAGACGGAAAAGCCAAGAUUGGAGAGCUCGACGGGAAAAUCAACGCGUUGCAGAGCAAAAACUCUGACCUCGAAAACCAAAUGAAUGAAAUCCAACAAGAACUCGUCGAGGCUCGAGGAAAAAUCUGCGGACUCGAAACGGAAAUUCAAUGUGAACAAAAGGAGAGAAGUGAUGAAUUCACGAAGAUCAACUCGAAAAUCUCGCAAAGUGAUGAUCGAUCGACGAAGAUUGGUGCUGAUUUGAAGGAGAUAGAUUCCAAAGUCGCCGAAAUGUCAAGGAAAAUGGAGGCUGAUUUGGUUGACGAAAGGCAGAGAAAUCGAGAAUUGGAAAGGAAAAUCGCCGAGAUGAAAAGGAAGAACGACGAUCUCGAAACCCAAUUGUAC
Molecule: messenger RNA, 438 nt
Organism: Mesorhabditis belari
Lineage: Eukaryota; Metazoa; Nematoda; Chromadorea; Rhabditida; Rhabditidae
Source: the annotation of a GenBank genome assembly